AUGAAUUAUCAAGGAUUAAUCGAAAAAUUUGUUAAUGAUCGUGAUGAAACAGUUGUUAAUCAACUAGGACAAUUUUUGAUGAAGAAAGAAUUAACAUUAAUAGAUUUUAUUGUUUAUAUUGGUGAUUAUCUUCAAAGUACAGAAUUAUCAACAAGAUCUUUGGCUUUAACAUUAGUUGCAAAUGUUCUUGAAUAUUUACCAAAUACAUUUUUAGAAUCGAAUGAAAUUCAUCAUUUAGUUGUUUUUAUAAGUGCAAAAAUAAGUGAUCAUCAUACACUUAUACAACCAUCUGUUCUAUUAUUUCGUAUUUUAGCUAAACAAUCAGCUAUUAGUGAUGAUGAUUGUACAACAAUGAUAAAAUCAAUAUUUUCUGAUGUUUAUGUACAAUCACUUCCGCAAGCACAUCGAUAUAAAGUUUUUGUUAUUUUAUUAGAUUUUCUGUUACAUCAUCUCGGUGCUGUUCAGCAACUUGGUAGUGAUUUUGUUUGUAAUUUUAUACAAUCCAUGGAUGGUGAACGUGAUCCGAGAAAUCUUGUUCUAUGUUUUCAAUGUGUACAAUAUAUGACGAAAUAUUUAGAUAUUGAACCUUAUAAAGAAGAAUUAUUUGAAGUUGUUGCAUGUUACUUUCCAAUGGAAUAUAAACCGAAAGCAACAAAUAAUGAAAUGGAAGAAACAAUUACACACGAACAGCUUGUCCUUUCAUUACGUAAUGUUUUAACAUCAACCGGUAAAUUCGCUCGAUAUUGUACACCGAUGUUAAUUGAAAAACUGGAAUCGGAUAUACCCAGUGCUCAUUUAGCUGCUAUGGACGUCUUUAUUCAUUGUGUUGAUGAAUAUGAUGCUCGUGAUAUGGGUUCACAUAUAAUACCAUUAUGGAAUUUGUUUAGUAAACAGGCUUUUUGUGCUGAAAAUCAAGAGACUGAAACAUAUGCACUUAAAAGUAUAACUGCAUUAAUGCAAUUAAUUGGAAAAUCAGUUCAAAAUGAUGAAACAGAAAUUUCAACAAAGAAAUUGGUCGCUCGAGCUAUUCAACAAUCGGAAAAUUUUCUUAAACAAUUCGAUUUAAAACUUGCUUGGCCAGCAGCAAAAGUUCUUCAAGCUGUUGCACGUGGUAAUCCAACUUGUUCAACACUCAUAUGGUCAAGCAUAAUUCCAUUAUUAGUCAAACAAUUCAAUAAUUUAGAACUAUCCGGUCAUAGAAGAACAAUUCUUGAUAUGAUUACUUAUUUUCUUCAACCAACAGAUAUUGGAGAUAUAAUUAAAUUAGCUUCUGAUGUAUCAGAUGAACUUUGGAUACUUGUAUCAACACAUUUUGAAUUAUUUCCAAGUCAUUGUCUUUCAUUAAUUAGUAAUCUUUUACAAUUAAAUUCUACACCUGGUCAAGUACUUGAAGAUAAUUUAUUAAAAUUUAUUUUACAAGGAAAUAUUAAUGAUGAAUUAAAAAUAAAAUUAUCAAAUGUUUUAAAAAUAUUAGCAUCGUCAGCUUCAUUUGAUCGUAUAUGUAUGAUUUUACUUAUGAAUUUAAUCAAUUCAUGGACAGUUACCAAAACAACACCAUCCAAUGAAACAUUAGAAUGUUGUAUUGAUUUAUGUCAUAAUUCUGAACGAUGUCAAGAACGUCUUGAACGUUUCUUUUUUCCAUCACAACAAUUAAUUCGACUUUUACCAAAUCUUUUUCAAUAUUUAUCACCUUUAUAUAUUUUAACAAAUUUAUUUUCACCAUCAUUUGAUUUAUUAUUAGCAUUAGUUGUUAAUGAUGAAUAUACAAAAUAUUUCUGUUCGAAAUGUGGUAGUAUUGCUGAUGAAAGUUGUAAAACAUUUGUUCAAAAUUUCUCUGAAACAAAUUUAUUCGACGAUUCAAUUUGGCAAUUGGAUAAACAAACAAAUCUAUUGAUAAUGAUUUAUUUUAUUGGAAAUUUAAAACGAAAAUUUUUUCAACAUGAAUUAGAAUUAAUUUUUAAUAAAAUUAAUCAAAAAUUAAUUGAGAAAAUAUUUAAUCAAUCAUCAAAUGAACUGACAAAAAUCUAUUGUUAUUUUUAUGGAAAUUUAAUCAAUAAAUUAGCUUCGAAGAAUGAAAUACUUGAACAAGUUCAUUUGAUUAUAAAACAAUGUGAAACAUCUCCGGAUGAAAAACAUAUUCAUUUAUGGACAAUUAUUGUUAAAGCAUUAAUAUUAUAUCGUCCUUCACUUAUUGAACAAUACAUUCCAACAUUAAUAUUAUGGAUGAAUGAAAAGAAUAAUAUUGGUGAUUUAGGAUGUCAAUCAUUAAAAAUUUUAACUAAUUUUAAUGAACAAACUUUAUUAUUAUCAUCUGAAGCUGAUUGUAUUGUUCAUCCAAUGGUUAAACAAAUUACUUUUAUGAGUAUACUUUCAAAAAUGAAACCACUUUUGAUUAAUAAGGAAUUAUUACCAAGUCAAAUGAAUGUACUCGUUGAUUUAUUAAGCAAUGUACCAAAAACUAUUAUUCAAGAUGAAAUUGUCUCAUUAUUACCUAUUUUAAUUCGAGCAUUAGCAUCAUCAAAUGAAUCAGUUUGGCCAUCAGCACUUAAUUCAAUAUGUGAUUUAAUUAAAUCUGAACCAAAUAGAAUAGUUGAUCAUAUUGAUACACUUUUUUCACGCUUAAUAGCUUUAGCAACUUAUCAAAAAGAUAUGUCAAUUCGUAUUACAAGUUUAAAAUGCUUGAAAAAUUUAUCAAAUUUACCCAUACAUAUAAUUGAGCCAUAUCGACGUCAUAUAAUACAUCUAUUAAAAAAAUGUGUUGACGAUCGUAAACGUCUUGUAAGAAGACAAGCUGUCGAAACACAAAUGUCAUGGUAA
Molecule: messenger RNA, 2817 nt
Organism: Rotaria sp. Silwood2
Lineage: Eukaryota; Metazoa; Rotifera; Eurotatoria; Philodinida; Philodinidae
Source: the annotation of a GenBank genome assembly